Oryctolagus cuniculus (rabbit) is the source of this 2131-nucleotide messenger RNA. Lineage: Eukaryota; Metazoa; Chordata; Mammalia; Lagomorpha; Leporidae. The record is from RefSeq and is a predicted model, not a curated record.
GGGGAGCCGGGAAGGAUGGGCACGUUCUAUGAAGGCUACGGACAGACCGAGUGCACCGCCGGGUGCUGCCUGAGCGUGCCUGGAGACUGGACAGCAGGCCACGUGGGUGCCCCAAUGCCUUGCAAUUUUAUCAAACUGGUCGAUGUGGAGGAAAUGAACUACCUGGCUGCCAAGGGCGAGGGCGAGGUGUGUGUGAAGGGGCCAAACGUAUUUCAGGGCUACUUGAAAGACCCAGUGAAAACAGCAGAAGCUUUGGAUAAAGAUGGCUGGUUACACACGGGGGACAUUGGAAAAUGGUUGCCAGCGUUUCUCAUAGCGAUCGUGGUGCCGGUUGUGGAGACGUUGUGUCCCUGGGCCCGGAAGAAAGGCUUCGAAGGCUCGGUGGAAGAACUCUGCAGAAAUAAGGACGUCAAAAAAGCUAUCCUGGAAGACAUGGUGAGACUUGGCAAGGAGGCUGGUCUAAAGCCAUUUGAACAGAUCAAAGGCAUUGCUCUUCACAAUGAAUUAUUUUCCAUCGACAAUGGCCUUCUGACUCCAACGAUGAAGGCAAAAAGGCCAGAGCUCCGGAACUAUUUCAGGUCACAGAUCGAUGAACUCUAUUCCACCAUCAAGGUUUAGGGUGAGGAAGAAGGCUCAGAAGAAAUGACACACCUCCACCGUCUCUUCUGCUGCUGGCCUUCGUGAUGGUAACUUUGACUACAGCAAGCGUGGGGAAGGAAACAUUUGUGCUUGAUUGUCCAUUCGGGUUCUUGUCAUAGGAAUGCUAGAGGAAGUGGAACACUGCCUUACAGUCACCUCGUGCUGCAGGCCAUGUUCAUGGUGAUACACAAUUUCCAAAGUGAGCCUUAAACAUUGCAAAGGGGAAGCUAUCAGCGUGCUAAGUUAUUUGAGACUUGCUCCGUGUUACAAAGGUCCACACUCUGUCUGCCUGUUUUUCUAACCGCGGGGUUAGGACUUUGCUCUUUCUGAGAUACCUGCUACUGCCUGCAGAUUCUGCAGUUGUCUGCUGCUCCGAAGAGUGCAGUGCCCUGGAGGGGAGCCGUCCCCCUUCACACAGAACGGCCAUCCUGGCUGCCGCGUGUCACAAGAGGACCAGAGGUUUCUUUUCUUUUUUUUUUAAUCCCUGCCCCCUUCUCUUCCCAUCCCCAUCUCCUGUGCACUCCCAAGGCCCUUGUGAUUCCUAAGGGGUCCAGAGUCCCCUGCUGGAACGUGAGGUUCCCAGUGACCUGAGGACACGCCCAGCUCUUCAGUGCAGGAGAGCAGCUCUAGGCUCUCUCACACCACUGAAUGCACUCAGGCUCUGCUCUCCGGCCCGCCCCCUCCCUCCGGCCCGCCCCGCCCCGCCCCGCCCCAGGGGCUACUGAAAAAUCUGCCUUAGACUCUACAGUGAAGACAAGCAUUUCGAGGAAGAAAGACUUACUUGGCUCAACCACGCUCAGCUGUGAUGGCGAAACAACUGUCCGCUUUCUCUUCACUGAAGCACUCUGUUUGUAAUGGCCAACGGAUUUCUAAUGUGGUUUUCAUAUCAAAAGAUCAUGUUGUGAUUCGCGUGCUUUUCUGCCCCCAAAAAAACUCUCAGGCAAAGCAUGUCUUUGAAAAUAUUAAGGGACUAGAUACACUUGGGUACUUGAAAUGGACAGUAAUAAGCAAAUGUUCUUGAAUAUCACAAUGCUACCUGAUUUCUAUGAAAUGUAUUUGACAAGCCAAAAUUCUAGGGUGUAGAAAUAAGGAAAAAUCAUUUCCUGGGAUUAACUUCUCAAGGUUUUGUUUUUGUUUUUGUUUUUUAAGUUAAUUUGGGAAAUUAACAGCAUUUCACCAUAUUGCGAGUCUUUGCCACUUUUGACUGGAUUGAGCUUUCAUUUAUACACUUAAAGCAGUUGUUUUUGGAUUUGUGAGAGAACAUGUGUUACACAAGCACAACAGGGUUUGCACUAAUGAAUUGUCAUUGUAAUAACACUAUUUGGUAGCCUAACUUCAUAUAUGUAUUCUUAAUUGCACAAAAAGUCAAUAAUUUGUCACAUUGGGGUUUUGAAUGUUUGCUUUAAGUGUUGGCUAUUUCUAUGUUUUAUAAACCAAAACAGAAUUUCCAAAAACAAUGAAGGAAACCAAAAUAAAUCUUUCUGCAUUUGAA